AAUUGUCCUUUACCAAAUCACACCCGCCGCGACCGCCGCCACCUGUUCUUGUUUUUUGCUCAGGUACGACGGACCAACAGUGCUUAUAUAUAUGAAGUUAAUUUGGUGACUGCACUUUUGGCGACUACUAUUCGAGCUAUUUGAAUGGAACUGGGAGCUUGUUUUAGGGGUUUGAAUUUCAAUCGAACGACGCCGUACUGCAUCGCAGCACACCAACAUUCGAUUAAAUGUUGGCGUCCUUGUAAUAAUAAUGCUUCAAGCGCUUCGUUUCAAGCUCGUAGAAGUUGUUGUACUGCCACUGUUAAAGAGACCAAUAGCAGCACUGUUGCCGUAGAAAAGGUAAAAGCUAUGUCUCCUGAUUAUUCUUGGGAUGCGGAGCUCUCAUGUUUAACUGCUCUAUGUCCACUGGAUGGUCGUUAUUGGGCUAAAGUCAAGGAAUUGUCUCCAUUUAUGAGUGAGUUUGGCCUAAUUAGGUUUCGAGUUUUAGUCGAGAUUAAGUGGUUGAUAAAGUUGUCCCAAAUUCCUGACGUUCCUGAAGUCCCAAGGUUCUCUGAAGAAGCAGAAUCCUUUUUGCAAGAAUUGAUCGACGGAUUUAGCUUGGAUGAUGCCUUGGAAAUUAAGAAUAUUGAGAAAGUGACUAACCAUGAUGUGAAAGCAGUGGAAUAUUUCUUGAAACAAAGAUGUCAAUCACAUCUAGAGACAGCUAAGGUACUCGAGUUUUUCCAUUUUGCUUGCACUUCUGAAGACAUCAACAAUCUGGCCCAUGCAUUGAUGCUCAAAGAAGUCUUAAAUGAAGUCUUACUACCAGUCAUGGACAAGCUGAUUACUGCAAUAGCUAACAUGGCCACUGCAAAUGCUCACAUUCCAAUGCUUUCUCGAACUCAUGGACAGCCAGCUUCACCUACUACUUUGGGGAAGGAAAUGGCAAUAUUUGCAUAUAGGUUAAGUCAAGAAAGGAGGAAUAUAUCUCAAAUUGAGGUUUUAGGGAAGUUCGCUGGUGCAGUUGGAAACUACAAUGCACAUCUAGCUGCUUAUCCAAACAUUAAUUGGCCACAAGUUGCAGAGGAGUUUGUAACUUCGCUUGGAAUAAGUUUCAAUCCUUAUGUGCCUCAGAUUGAACCUCAUGAUUAUAUGGCCAAACUUUUCCAUUCCAUCAUCCAGUUCAACAAUGUCUUACUGGACUUCAACAGAGACAUGUGGGGAUACAUUUCUUUGGGUUACUUCAAGCAGCAGAUAACUAAGGCUGGUGAGAUUGGGUCCUCAACAAUGCCUCACAAAGUUAAUCCAAUUGAUUUUGAAAAUAGUGAGGGCAAUCUUGGGAUAGCAAAUGGAAUAUCAUCUCAUUUAAGCACAAAAUUGCCUGUUUCGCGCUGGCAGCGAGACUUGACUGAUUCAACUGUUUUGAGGAACAUGGGUGUAGGAUUAGGACAUUCUCUUCUUGCUUAUAAAAGUGCAUUACAGGGAAUUGCUAAACUUCAGGUUAACGAAGCUUCUUUGAUCGAAGACCUGGACCAGACAUGGGAGGUUCUUGCCGAGCCAAUACAAACUGUGAUGCGAAGAUAUGGUGUCCCAGAGCCAUAUGAGAAAUUGAAGGAGCUAACUAGGGGAAGAGCUGUAACGAAAGAAAGCAUAAGAGAAUUCAUUGAAGGACUGGAUAUACCAUUUGAGGCUAAGAAAGUUCUGUUAAAUUUAACACCCCAUACUUAUGUUGGGGCAGCUGUUGAGCUGGCCAAGAACGUCGAAGCAGCAGUGAGUUUAGCCUAUGGGGAUAAGAACUUGAAUCAAAUUUAAAGAUUUGUGCAAAAAGUUUAGUGGUAUUAUGCUAAGACUUCAUUUGUAAACCUAUAUGGCAUGUUUGUUGUGUACUAUGGGAAUAACUGACCUUGUGGUGGCAAUGUUUUUAACUUUCUCCGAUCUCUAGUCGAGUAUUGUCCUGACAUGCCAAUAAGGUUCAGCAUUGAGCGUAUAAUGCAUGAAAAAUGCUGCUGCAUUUUUUAGCAGAAGGGAAGAAAGCUGUUUUAUUUUUUUCGUAUCAAUAAUUUGUAAGCACGUAUUUUUACUCGUGUUACUACCAUAUCUUGUAAUGAAAUUUUGACUAUUCCAAUUAAUUGCCUUGGAUUAUAAAAUUUCUGUUUUGCA
Olea europaea var. sylvestris is the source of this 2139-nucleotide messenger RNA. RefSeq names its product adenylosuccinate lyase-like. Gene Ontology annotation, molecular function: N6-(1,2-dicarboxyethyl)AMP AMP-lyase (fumarate-forming) activity. Gene Ontology annotation, biological process: IMP biosynthetic process. The transcript is spliced from 11 exons. The record is from RefSeq and is a predicted model, not a curated record. NCBI's taxonomy places the organism in Eukaryota, Viridiplantae, Streptophyta, Magnoliopsida, Lamiales, Oleaceae. The coding region runs from base 145 to 1791 and encodes 548 amino acids.